Messenger RNA from Gekko japonicus, 1681 nucleotides. Its product is annotated as myb-related transcription factor, partner of profilin-like. The transcript is spliced from 2 exons. Bases 341 to 1441 code for a protein of 366 amino acids. Lineage: Eukaryota; Metazoa; Chordata; Lepidosauria; Squamata; Gekkonidae. The record is from RefSeq and is a predicted model, not a curated record. Gene Ontology annotation, cellular component: nucleus.
UUUCCCGGGCUAAGGGGGCGGGGCCAGGCUGCGAUCGGGGAUUCCUCGCUGAGCGGCUCGAGCGUUGAGUAGGCGGAGAUUGUGGGUCGGCGUCAGGCUGCGAGGAAGGUGGAGCCCGCGGGGAAAGCGAUUCCCCUCUUCUCCCUCCCCCAUGUCAACAAGCGGGGCGCCUGCGCCGGGGGUUUGCGCGUCUUUUCCUCUCAUGCGCGGUAUUUGCUUCCCGGCCAGGGCCCGGGGUUUGGCCUAGGGCCGGCUGGUGCGGCAGCGGCAGCAGCACAAUAAGCGGGCUCAGCCGCCGCCGCCUCCUCGCUCUUCUCCGGGCCCCCGCUGGACGCGCAGGAUGGCCGAAGACUCGCCCAAGCGGCGCAAGGCCAAUUUCAACGAGGCAGAGACGGAGGUGCUGAUCGAGCAGGUGCUGAAGCACGAGCAGGUGCUGUUCGCCGCCGGGCCUGGCCGGGCCUCCCCGGGCCAGAAGCGCAAAGUCUGGGAGCUGAUCCGGCACAAGGUGAACCCGGUGGCCGCCUGUCCCCGCGAGGUGGAGGACCUCAAGAAGCGCUGGCGGGACCUGAAGCGUCGCGACCGGAGCAAGCUCUGCCGCAUCACCACCCAAGGCCCCGGCGGGCCCCUGCCCCACCCGGCCUCGCUCGGCCUCCUCCUGCCCCCCGAGGACGUCUCGCCGCCCGACCACCUCCGAUCCUACGGCUCCGGCCUGCCCGCUCCCAACGAGGCUGUGCCCAUCGUCGGAGGCAUCGACACGCUGGACUUGCCGGGAGCUUCCGUGACGGACGUCGGUUUUACAGAAGAUCCUGGUCCAUCCCACCAACCGUGUCUAGAGAAGAUAAAUCUAAAAGAAGAGAUAGUGGUGAAGGUAGUGGAGCCAGAAGAAAGCUCAGAGGACAUGGCCGUGGUUCCUCCUAGCCAGGACCAGCUUCCUUUUUUGGGGAUUCCAAAUGGAGGCCCUUGUGGGAAAGUAAAAGCCAAAACAAAGACUCAGCCCCAGCCAGAUCCAAAUGAAGUUACAGAGGAGGAUCUAUUACAGAUCCAGCAGAACCAGCUGCAUGUCAUCCAGUCUGGCUUUGACAGUAUCAACCACAAUCUUCGGCUGCUGCAGCAAGGCAUGCAAGAUCUGAACAACAGCCUUAGCAUCAUGGCACAUACAUUAGUGGCGAUCAAAAAUGUCUAUGUGAAAAAUAAUGCUGGCCCAACCACAUUUUCUACUGUAGCUACUCAAACCACAGCAGGGUACCUGAGUCCCGGGUCCCCGUUGGUUGAGGACAGAGCCAGAGUACCAGUGGCGGGAAAUAGUAGCAGAAGUAGCAGCUGCAGUUCCAGCUCCAUGUCUCAAGAGCCAGGCCCAUCAGAAUUUCCGAGGCCCCCACAUAGACCCAUUAAGAAGGAGCAUCCAAAUGGCUGCUACUAUUUCUGUUUUGCAGAUGUGUGAGACUUCAAUACCCAAAGAAACCUGUGGUGAUUAAGAGAGGCUGUUUUGUAUUCUUCUCCAGUUAAUGAAGGAACAGACAUGUCUGGCUGUUCUCUAGAAUGCUGAACACUCAAGAUCUCCACUCCUAUUGAAGACAUGUCAUGUGUAGGAGGCGUAACACAAGCUACAACUUUUAGAGCCUAGUCCUGUGCACGUUUACUGAGAAGUAAGUCCCACUGAGUUCAGCACGACAAUCCCAAA